Molecule: messenger RNA, 2961 nt
Organism: Hirsutella rhossiliensis
Lineage: Eukaryota; Fungi; Ascomycota; Sordariomycetes; Hypocreales; Ophiocordycipitaceae
Product: P-loop containing nucleoside triphosphate hydrolase
Exons: 6
Coding region: 1-2961 (986 amino acids)
Source: RefSeq, a predicted model, not a curated record
AUGGAGCCUCUUGAUCUCGUCUUUAACCACCUGGUCUUGCCGCCCAAGCUGCCCAACCACCGGGAUCUCGAUACAGAAGCCAUAGGAUCAGCCAUUUUGGCUCGCCUGCAGAGCGCCUGCCGAGUCGGCAUCGCGGAAGCGAGCUUCGAUGCCCAGCAUUUUCUGCGAGAUAUGGCCAAUUUCCGCCCCGACGAUGUUUUCUUGCUGCGCAUAUCGGAGCAGAAUGCAGCGCUUUUGAUCCGUCGUCACGUUCAAAACGAGGAGCACUUCGUCAUCUUCGAAGUCUUUGAAACCUCACCCUUGGCGAAACACGUGCUUGAGUCCGACAACGCUCUCGAGUGGGAUUUCCCCGGCCGCGCCGCUCAGAUCACCCUAGACGUGUUCCAGCAGCCUUCGUUCCAGGAAAAUCUCUCUCGGUUCCUAGAACAAGCGGCUCAGGAACCGUUGCAUCGCUUCGCCGCGCGUGCCAACAAGGCUGGAGCAACCCCCGUCGAGUCCAGAGACACCACCGACCCGGGUCUUUUGACUCAGUUCCUCAUGCCCUACUGGAGGCGACGGGGCAUUCGGUCGACACGAUCAGGCAUGGGCAAUGAGAACGGUCGAGCGUCCUAUAAGUUUUUGAUCUGCGCCGUGCUUGCUCAGCUGCUCAAGGACUGCGCCGGAAAGCUCUCCCCGGGCAUGACGCUUGUCCUGAGAGCCAAGCUGUGCCGCCGCCUUGCCAAGCUUGAGCAGGAAAAGUCCAAGGCCUCCAAGUCCGCCCAUGGUGUAUACCAGGCGUUGUUCGACACCAUUGAGAACGCCUGGGACAACUUCAAAAAGGCUACGACACGACUGAUCCCUCUGCUUCCGUCUCGCGCCAAAGAGCCUUCGCUUCACCUUUCGCUGCCGAGAAGCGGUGAGCACCUGCGGAACCUCCUUCAACAGCCGCCCACAAUUACCGCCAACGACAACCGUAUGGACUUGAGCCUACCUCCGCUGGAGAAGACUGCGAUCCAUGAGCUGAGUCAGCUCGCAAGCCGCUACUUCAAGCUUGCAGACCUGGAGUCGAGUGCCCUGCAGCAGUCUUAUUUUGCAAGCGAGGCAUCUAGGCAAGCAUGCCAAGAUGGCUGUGUCGCAAUGGCCGAGUCGCUUUUUCGCCUCUUGGCGAUUAGUGAAUUCAAGUCUUAUACUUCAAAGCCGGACCAAAUGAGCCUCUUUAUACUGAAAGUCUUUGAGCUUUGGGUCGAGAUGGACAAAUUCAACUGCAAGUACCCGAGCGAGAACAUCUUGUGCGGGCCGAGCAACAACUGUUUCGCUGCUCGCUACCUGCACGAGGACGAGAAUGGCCGUUCGCUGCAACACCUGGUGGCCAGGAUUGAGAGGAACUCCGAGGCGGCACGCGAUGCAAAAACCCUGGAGUGGCGGGAGGCCUGCCGCGAGUAUGACAGGUUGAGCGAAAAGAUUUCAUCCGGAACCUGUGUUUGCACCUUCGACGCCGAUGGAUCGCGCAAUGUUCACGGCUGUGCCAAGUGCUAUCACUGGCGUGUCCGCAAGAGGAUGACUAUUUCGGUCCACGAGUCCUAUCUCCCCGCUGACUCCGUGCAAAAGUCAACCGUUGCUUUCGAGCUCGCCAUUCCACCGUUUAUCCAGACCUAUCGCAACGCUACCUGGAAGAUUCUGCACCAGCUCAGGCACCCGGGUUCAGUUGCCAAGUCGGCCUCACCAACCAUGCUGCUCAAGAGCUACUCCCAACUGACGCCGUACAAUCAAACUGAGGCCAACGGAAUCUCCAUGGCUUCCGCCAAGAAGUCCUUUCUUCAGACUCACUACAAGCAGCAGCGCAUGAAAGUUGACCUGCCCAGUGUCGUCUUGCCUUGUGGACUCAGCUUUGAAUACUACGACGAGGGCUCUCAGUCUUGGGUCAGCAACUUCAAGGAUCCCGUCACAUUUCAGCAUUUAUGCGGAAUCCGCAUUCCGAGAGCUUUGCUCGAAGCCGCCGUCGCCGAUCCACGAAUGCCUACUUGGACGGAUGGUCCGUCCUCGUUUCAGACUGUUGCCAGCCAAACCAAGUGCCCCUCGCACAAGUCGGUCCACGAGUUCAUGGCCCUUCAGAAACUGCUGGGAGGCAAGCACAGGCGUUGGAUGACGAUUUUGACGGAGCUCGGCUCUUCAAACGUCAACUUCAGCGAUGAGGAAAGCACGUAUCUUUUCAACCAGCUCGCGAUCCAAGCUGGCCCUACAGAGUGCACAGACGAUGUACUGAGGGACGUUCAUGUCAUUUUUCGCGAUGAGUUGUUCUGCAGUCGUCUCCGGGAGCAGAUUGAGAAGCGCAUUCGAAUGGUCAAGACCAACUGGCGGGAGUCGCACUACAUGGAACUUCUCAUCACACUGGCCCUUCGACUCCAUGGCUUGACAAGCGGAGGAAUGCGUCAACAGGCGUACGAGCUGCUCAAACUUGCUCGCCGGGCGACACUGCAAUGGAGCCUGGACCUUCGCGACAAGAUUCACAAUGAGACCGAUGCCAACGAGGCAUUGCGGGUGGCGCAGUACAGGUUUCAGGCAGCGCUGCUCUGCAGACGAACCUUUUCGGUAUUCGCCGACCGAGAGAGGGAGACUAUGGACGCCGAGGAGCUCAGCGCGUUUGUAGAGGCGUCUAUUUCCUUGCAGCAAAGUCUCGUCGUUGAUCCGACCAGGCUCACCCCCAAUCAGGAGAGCAUGUUAAUGAGAGACUUGAAAAUGGCAUACCGCUUCCGAUCUAUUCUGCGAGAGUCUGUCCAGAGCAACCCAGAAUUCCUGGGCUCGGCUUUCUGUGGCGCGAGAUCCUGGGAGCCUCGAGAGCAGUCAAAGCAGCGCUUUACGCAGUGGAGGUUUUUGGACAAGCCAAACGACUCAUGGAUUGCCUCUGUCAUGAGAAGCGAAGCACAGCAUGGGGCCGCACCGCAGGUCUUUCACUACAACAUCGUCGAGGCCAUCUUCUCGUAG